This is a messenger RNA of Phoenix dactylifera (date palm), 4050 nucleotides long. Its product is annotated as pentatricopeptide repeat-containing protein At2g13600-like. Lineage: Eukaryota; Viridiplantae; Streptophyta; Magnoliopsida; Arecales; Arecaceae. The record is from RefSeq and is a predicted model, not a curated record. Gene Ontology annotation, molecular function: RNA binding; protein binding. Gene Ontology annotation, cellular component: intracellular membrane-bounded organelle. Gene Ontology annotation, biological process: RNA modification.
CAUCUCACUCGCACCACGGUCAUGAGGGGGCCGUGGAGCUUCCGCCGCUUCUCCUCCAAAUCCUCCCUUCACAUCCCUGCCGCCGCCGCCCUCCUUCCACUGCCGCCGCCCGUCACUGCCCUCCUCCGCCGCGGCCUUCUCCCCGAAGCCCUGCGAGCCUCCGCCGUCCACCACCCAAUCCCCCUAACCCUCCAACUCUUAUCCCUCUCGCUUAAGUCCGGCCUCUCCCCAGACCUCCACCUCGCCACCCAUCUCAUCGGCCGCCUCUCCCACUCCGGCCACCUCUCCGAGGCUCGCACCCUCCUCCUCCACACUCCCGCCGCCGACACGGCAGCCUGGAACGCCCUGAUCGCCGGAUGUGCCCGAAAUGGCGGCGUCGAACUCGCGUUCCAACUCUUCAAAGAAUUGCCGCUCCACGGCCUCAAUCCCGACGCCUUCACCUUGAGCUCCCUCAUUAAGGCCUCCUCCCAUGGAGACAUUCUAGCCACCGAAAUAGUCCAUGGGGUCGCCGUCAAAAUGGGAUUUUUAUCAGCUGUUUACGUGAUCACCGGCUUGCUGGAUAACUACUCGAAACUAGGGGAACUGGGCUUGGCUGAGCAAUGCUUCGAAGAAUGCCCUUUAUUCGAUUCAGGGGUGUGGACUGCCAUGGUUUCUGGGUAUGUGAAGAAUGGAAUGAUUGGAUCAGCUGUUGGAACCUUUAAAGAGAUGUUGGAUUUGGGAUUGCGUUUGAAUGAGUUUUGUCUUACGAGUGUUCUUGCUGCAUUGUCUGAUGGCGAGUUUGAUGUAAAGCAGGGGAAGCAGAUUCACUGUUUGAGUAUAAAGGUAGGAUUUUUAUGUCGUGAGUCAAUGCCUUUGAACAAUGCGCUUCUGAGCAUGUAUUGUAGGUGUGGAACUAAGGCUGAAGGGCUUCGUGCGUUCGGCGAGAUUCAGGAACCUGACGUGGUUUCUUGGAGCACAAUUAUCAGGGUUCUUAAUGGUGAAGAAGCUCUUGGGUUGUUUGGAUUCUUGUUGUCGAGAGAUGUGGAUGUGAAUGAUUUCACUCUGAUCAACGUCCUGUCAGUGAUUGAUGGGCCGGAGUUUCUGAGAGGUGGGAAACAGAUCCAAGCUUGGUGCUUUAGAAAUGGCUUUGCAUCCAUUAUCUCUGUUGGCAAUGCACUUGUUUCCAUGUAUGGAAAGUGUCGGCAGAUUGAUGAUGCGAAGCGAGUAUUUGAUGAAAUGGUCGAAAGAGAUAUAGUUUCAUGGAAUGCCUUGAUAGCUGCAUGUGUUGCUAAUGGCUUGCCCGAUAGAGUGCUAUGGUUGUUUUCUUGGAUGCAGCACUCAUCUUUCGAACCCAAUAUUUCUACCUUGUCAAGCCUUUUUGAAGCUGCUUCUAGAUUUUCUACUUCUGAUCUUGCAGCACAAAUCCAUUCAUAUAUAGUCAAAUUAGGACAUAUAUUUGAUGAUUGCAUAGCCACCGCCUUGAUAACAUUAUAUGGAAAGUGUGGUAUGAUUGAUGAGUCCAAACAAGUAUUUGAUGAGGUUGAUAGAAGAGUUUUGGUCCAUAUAAAUAAGAUGGCUUCCACUUUUGUUCAAGCUGGCCAUCAUGCAGAUGCAAUUAAACUAUUUAAGAGAACUAGGCAUAUGGGAAUGGAAGUGGACAACGUUUCUCUUAGUGUAGUCAUUAAAGCUUAUUGUGCUGUGUCAUCAAUAGAGCAAGGAAGGAACAUGCACUCUCUAGCUCUGAAAUUGGGCAUCGAUAGAGAUAGUUUUGUCGGGAGUGGUCUGAUUGAUAUCUACUGUAAAUGUGGAAGCCUAGGUGAAGCAAUAAAAGUUUUUGAGGAGCUUCCCAGGAGUAAUUUGGCUACAUGGAAUGCAAUGCUGACAGGGUAUGCACAACAUGGCUGCUAUGACAAGGUCACUAAUCACCUUAAGAAGAUGAUAGAAGAAGGUAUAGACCCUGAUGAGAUUACAUUUUUGGGACUGCUUUAUGCCAGCUGUCAUGGAGGUCAUGUUGAGGAAGCCUGUUACUACUUAAACUCCAUGACUGAAGACCAUGGUAUAGGUCCAUCUUUAGAACACUAUGCCUGUGUUGUUGACUUGCUUGGUCGAGCAGGACAACUAGAAGAAGUUAAAAGAAUUAUUGAUCAAAUGCCUCUCAGUCUGGAUGCUAGGAUGUGGCAGAUCUUUCUGACAGCCUGCAGCAUCCAUGUCAAUGUGAAGCUUGGAGAGAUUGCAGCACAAGAACUACUGAAGCUUGAACCUGAUAAUGUCUCUGCCUAUGUGCUACUUUCAAAUAUUUAUGCGACGGCUGGUAAAUGGGAUGAGGUUAGGAUAUUGAGGAGGGGAAUGAGGGAGAGAACAGUUUGCAAGGAACCGGGAUGUAGUUGGAUUGAAGUCAGAGGAAAUAUCCACUCUUUUUUAGUGAGUGACCUAACCCACCCCAGGUUUCAGAAAUUUCUUUAAUGCUAGGAGAGUUGCACAAUGUAAUGACGAUCACAAAAUCUGAGGCAGAUGGAAAUUUGGUGCAGGAAGAAGACUUGGUAGCACAUUUUUAAAUGACUUGAAGUCAAAGAUAGCCUAAGGAUACCAUCCAAAAUAAAGGUUGGCCUGAGGCUAAUUCAAGCUGAGAACAUGAGACAAUGUUGCUGAUAUGGAGAACCAGCACAGAUAUGGCAUCGCAGCCUCCUUCGCUAACAUGUGAUGUUGUUUCUAAAGGCUAAAUAUUGAGGGAAUAACCACCACCGCAUGGGCUUCCUUAUCCCUUACUAUUUAUGUUUUUAACUAAUGACUUAAACAAGGAGCUCAUUGUUGACUCUGGUGAAUUCUCCAAGGUUUAUGAGGUUAUUCUCAGGGACAGCACUUAGAGCUGCAGUUAUCUUGUGCUGGUCUGAGAACUGGCACAUUUUGCUCUUUACUAGGGACUCCAAUGACAGUUUGAAAGUGACCCUGCUCUGAGCACACAGAGGGAAACAUCCUUAAGUGUAACUAAUACUAAUGGUAUUUCUCAUGCUUGUUAUGGAAAGCAGAGGAUAAGACAUUGAUGUCCAACAUUCUCCUAGUAGAGGAACAAUUUGUAUCUCCACUUCAGUCUUGACCGGCCUUCCUUCCACCGGGGAGAUCCUUGUGAGCCUGUGGCAAUGGAUAGCAGUGCCCAGCAUAAUUAAUACUGCAGGGGCUCAGUGAUGUCUAAUAUGUGCUUGCUCUUUGAAAUGCUUAUUUGCACAUGAGGCUGAUCAUCGAGCCGAUGCUCUUCAGAGGAGCAUUUUCGUUUCGUGGAGUCGGUAUUGCCAUUAACAAAGGAUCAACUGAUCCAGAGAAUCAUCAAUUUGGGACUUCGGGGAAAGAGCAAAAAUAAAUUUCUUAUCAGGGUCUGGUUUAGAUACUGUGAAGUUCUUAUAGGAGUAUCUGGUGAGAUAGCUCCGAAGUGCCUGCAUGAGUAUGGCAUCAAUGGGCCUACAGUUGGAUUGUCUUCUGGAAGUUGUAGUAUGGGCUGUGUUUCAUCAAGAUGGAGUCAAGAGGGAACAAUGUUCUUGUAGUGAGUCAGGCAUCUUCACUGAGCAUAGAUACCAACAGCAAAGAUGAUCCAGCUGAGAACAAGGAUGGAAUAUUAGCUGUUAACUCAGAUCUCUUGAAGCGAUGACAGAAUCGAGAUGCAGCGAUCUAUUUUAUCAAUUAAGCCCAAAAUCUUUCAGAAAUUAAGACUGCACGACCACAAGUCUUUCAUGAUGCAUCUAGUGGUGCGUUGCACAAUAAGGUGAAGAUAGCUUUAAUCUACAUGGGUGAUGCAUCAAGCUUUUUUGGGACUACUCAGAGAGACAUGCCAUCUGGUGCAAGGAGAGAUUGGUGCAACUCCCAGAUACAACGGCUGUAUUAUUGGUGGUAGAGUUGCAAGCAAUUACGACACACACGGAUUUUUUUUUUUUUUUUUGGUAAAUGGUUCCAAGGGCCAUCUUAUCCUAUGCAAGUGAAGACAGAGAAAGAUAAUAGAAUGAUGUCAGCAAUCAAAGCACAUUUUCUGUCUUAAAUAAUUUGCCCAAUAAGCCACAUUGUGCCACCAAAAUAAUAAUAAAA